UGUGUGUGUGUGUGUGUGAGAGAGUGCGCGCGAGGGCGCGCGUGUGUGUGAGUAGCCGGCGUGAGGUGCUCAGCGUCAGUCAGUCACUUUUGUGCCUGUGGUGUCAACACUUUCUCCCGGACAUGCUGACAGCCGGGACAUGGCAUGGAGCGUGCAGAAGACUUUUUGGUGUUUGUUGAGACGCGCAGGAGGUGUGUGUGAAGCUGAGGUUUGAGUGGGGCUCCGUGCACACAGCCAUCAUGAGCUCAGGCACUCACCGCGCCGGCUAUUCUUUCUGUUCGGAUAUUAUUUCACUGGUGCAGUCGCUUCUCGUGUUUAUGACCACAAUCAGAGGGCUUGGUAGCACGUGGAUCGCAUCUGAGAUUUGUCCACUCGGCCACUUUCCAUGUGGAAAUGUGAGUGUGUGUCUGCCUCAAGUGCUGCACUGUAAUGGCAAAGAGGACUGUCCUAACGGAGCCGACGAGGAGCACUGUGGAGAUAACAGUGGCUGGGCUAAUUUUUUCGACAGGACCGUUCAAAUAACGGGCCGACGCGAUCUGUCUACAGACUGCUUUCUGCAGCAGUACCCAGAUCGCUGUCAGUGCAUUGAGCUGGAGCUCCAGUGUGUGCGCAUCGGUUUGAAUUCUGUGCCGCAUGUGUCAUCCAAUGUAACGUCCCUGUCUCUUAAGAGCAAUGAGAUUCGAGUAUUACCAGAAAAUGCUUUUAUUCGAUACAAAGAACUUCGAAGACUAUUUCUUCAGGAUAACUGCAUAAUCUCUGUGUCUGAUAGGGCUUUUAAAGGAUUAUUCAAAUUGCAGAAGCUGUCUUUAAGUCAAAACUGCAUCACUUUAUUAAAAAAUGGAGUCUUUGCUGAUCUCCACCAACUCAACUGGUUAAUUCUAGAUGACAAUCCCCUGAAAACCAUCACUGUGAACACAUUUACUGGCCUGAGGUCUCUCUUCUUCCUGUCAAUGGUGAACACCUCGCUUGAACGGCUUCCUUCAUCCAGACUCUGCAGCCACAUGCCCUUUCUCAACUGGCUGGACUUUGAAGGAAACUGCAUUCAGAGGCUGAACUAUUCCACCCUGCUAUCCUGUGAUGAGCUCACGGUCCUAUCACUACGAGCAAACCACAUCAAAAAGCUUCCGGAAAACACUUUUCAAUCUCUACAUAUGCUUGGAGAGUUGGACCUUUCUAGUAACCAAAUAAAAGAGCUGCCACUGGACAUCUUCAAGGAUCUGCAGUCUUUACAAAUACUGAAUCUUUCCCUAAACCCAAUGAACCACAUCCACCUGCGUCAGUUUGAUCACCUCACACAGCUCCAGUCACUGGGCCUGGAAGGAGUGGAGAUCCCAGACAUACAGACCCGCAUGUUCCAGUCAAUGAAGAACCUCUCCUACAUAUACUUUAAGAAAUUUCAGUACUGCUCCUACGCGCCUCAUGUCCGGAAAUGUAAGCCCAAUUCGGACGGCCUCUCAUCAUUUGAAGACCUCCUUGCAAGUGUAGUCCUCCGUGUCUCUGUCUGGGUCAUGGCCUUUGUCACCUGCUUUGGGAAUCUCUUUGUCAUCGGCAUGCGUACACUCAUCCGGGCAGAGAACAACCUGCAUGCCAUCUGCAUUAAGGUUUUGUGUUGUGCAGAUUGCCUGAUGGGUGUCUACCUUUUCUUUGUGGGCAUCUUUGAUGUAAAGUUCCGUGGAGAGUACAACAAGAAUGCUUACGUGUGGAUGGAGAGCCUUGAAUGCCGUACCAUUGGCUUUCUGGCCAUGCUGUCCUCCGAGGUCUCUGUCAUGCUCCUAACCUACCUGACCGUGGAGAAGUUUCUGGUGAUUGUGUUUCCACUGAGUCACCUAAGGCCAGGAAAAAGUCAGACAUUUAUUAUUUUAGCUGUGAUCUGGAUUAUUGGAAUCAUGAUCGCCGCCAUACCUCUGCUGAACGACGAGCUCUUUGGGAACUACUACGGCCGAAACGGUGUCUGCUUCCCUCUGCACUCUGAACGUCUAGAGAAACCUACAGCAAAGGGAUAUUCCACCGGCAUAUUUCUGGGACUCAACCUAGUAGCUUUCCUCAUCAUCGUCAUCUCCUACUCCAGCAUGUUUUACUCCAUUUACAAGACAGGAAUUAAUGCCACAGAGCUGCGCAGUCGUCUGCACAAAGACGUGGCUGUGGCCAACCGCUUCUUUUUCAUCGUGUUCUCUGAUGCCCUCUGCUGGAUCCCCAUAUUCCUGGUCAAGAUUCUCUCUCUGCUCGAGGUGGAGAUUCCAGGAACAAUCACUUCUUGGGUCGUAAUCUUCAUCCUGCCUAUCAACAGUGCCUUGAAUCCCAUCCUGUAUACCCUGACUACCAGCUUCUUCCGAGAGCAGGUAGAGUUAAUGAUGUGCCAGUGGCAAAGACUCUCUACCCUCAGAAAGGAACGGAAAAGCUUAUCAAGCUCAGUCAUCGACAUCGAAAAUUCACGACGUCCAUACUGCACACGUGAUUUUGUGCCACGGACCUCCAUCUUGAAAUUUAAUAGCAGUUUCAGAUGAGCAUGUACUCUGUGAGAUUACAAACUGAUGGAAGGUUUAGUUCCCCAAGUGACGUUUGGAGAUGUGCUGAUACUGUGCCUUGGCUUCAUUCUGCUUGACAUCAAUCUGCAUGUUGAUCCGAGAAAUCAAAGCCUGUUCUGGAUAUGUAGACAAAACUCACACAAGCGAAAGAAUGGAGAAGACUUGCUCUGGACAGACCACAACAUUAAUAGACAUGAUAUUCAUGUACACAAAAUAUGUUUUACAGUGAUUCAGCUAUCAUUUUAUUGAAUUAUGCUAGUUACCAAGCAACUAGCAUCUUACUGAGAAAAUAUUCUCCAGAAGACAUUUUUUACUGAUACCUCAUACAAGUUUCCCAUAGGCCUUGUAUUACCAUUAGAAAUGGCCACUAUGAAAUGUGUACCUUUAUUUGAAUGUUUAAAAUGAAAAGGUUCAUAACGCUGACAAAGUCACUGUUACAGGUGUGAUAAACAUUAAGAGUUUUUAUCUCAUGGGCACAACAUAUUAUAGUUAUUCAUUAGAAAUUAAAACAUGACACUGUUCCCACAACCAGUUUUUCAUGGUUUCUGGAAGUUUAAAGCAUAUAUUGAUUUCAAAACUUUAAUAUUAUGUAAAAUUGUGACAUUUGCCUUUAUUGUGACCACAUUGGCCUACCAUAUUCACACUCCGCCUGUCUUUGGGUUAAAUAAAUUCGUUUCCAUAUAUGGUCAGUGUUUCCUGUGUUCAUUUAAUUGUUGCCAAGUUGUUCUUAAUUAUUUUAACCUGCAGCUUGUUACAAAGGUCUAAUUUGUCUAUUUCAACUCUUUUUGUUCCUGUUGAGGUUGUGAAGUGCUGCAUGUCUGAAUUUGUAUUAUUAAAGAGUGGUCUCUAGUCUUGUUGCUAGUUUUUUUUUUAUUUUUAUAUCAGAAACAGUAUCUUGAAUUGAAGUCAUGAUGGCUAGUGGUUUAUGGGUUGCUUUACUGUUGUGGUGUUAAAUUCCUGUCUGUUAUACUGUCUCAUUCCUGGAUUAACCCUAAUAAAUGUGCUAUUAGUACGUAUUUUUGUCCUGUGUCCAGCAACUGUCCACUGUUGUGCAUGAUAAAGUUUCUGUUUAUCUAUUUUGUAUAUUUAUGAAUCUGAAGAACUGAAGAAUACAUGCCCAUAAUCUCUAAAAAUAGAUUACGAUGCUUGACAAUAUACUGUACAUUUUUAGCCCCUCUAGUAACUCGUUUUGGAAUGUUGAAUUGAAAGGAAUUUUUUCAUGUUUACUUGUUGCUUAUUUAUACAUGUAACUAGUACAAUUAUGAUGUUUAAUUCAAGCAUAAAAAACAUAUAAAAGCAAAUAAAAACCUGU
Molecule: messenger RNA, 3837 nt
Organism: Tachysurus fulvidraco (yellow catfish)
Lineage: Eukaryota; Metazoa; Chordata; Actinopteri; Siluriformes; Bagridae
Gene: rxfp2b
Product: relaxin family peptide receptor 2b
Exons: 18
Coding region: 240-2504 (754 amino acids)
Biological process (GO): G protein-coupled receptor signaling pathway
Cellular component (GO): membrane
Molecular function (GO): G protein-coupled receptor activity; protein binding
Source: RefSeq, a predicted model, not a curated record